This is a messenger RNA of Fusarium verticillioides 7600, 1116 nucleotides long. RefSeq lists its product as hypothetical. The record is from RefSeq and is a predicted model, not a curated record. Gene Ontology annotation, molecular function: beta-1,4-mannosylglycoprotein 4-beta-N-acetylglucosaminyltransferase activity. Gene Ontology annotation, cellular component: membrane. The transcript has a single exon. NCBI's taxonomy places the organism in Eukaryota, Fungi, Ascomycota, Sordariomycetes, Hypocreales, Nectriaceae. Bases 1 to 1116 code for a protein of 371 amino acids. Gene Ontology annotation, biological process: protein N-linked glycosylation; N-acetylglucosamine metabolic process.
AUGGUACCGAAGGCUUUGCCUAGAGGCAUUCUGGUCAUUGGCAUUUGUUCCUUGCUUUGGUGGGCUCUCCGAACCCUUCAGGGCUCUUAUGCUGUAUUUGCCGAGUCGCUGCAGUCGAUAGACCUUCUGAGCCCGACUCUUGAUCAUGACUGGAAGACUUCAGAGCUCUAUGCCUUUAAGGCUACGCACGAUCUCUGUUCUGCCCAUGGCUACUCAGCUUUUGUUCCCAAAAGUCCCUCACGCGAACGAAAGAUCUACGAUAUGCUCAUGAUAAACGACGAGCUGGAUUUUCUCGAGAUACGCCUCGAUGCAUUAUACGACUACGUCGACUACUUCAUCAUCGCCGAGUCAGCCAAAACAUUUCAAGCCAAUUCGAAACCCCUUAUCCUCAAAGACAACUGGGACAGAUUCCGUCGCUAUCAUGACAAGGUAAUGUAUCACGAACUAACCUUCCCAUCAUCCUUCGAUCCGCAUCGUCCCUGGGACUACGAAGACCUUCAGCGAGAUGCCCCCUUUGACCAAGUCAUGCUCCAUCUCGACGGGCCAAGAGCACCCAACAAAGGAGAUGUUCUAGUCGUAGCCGACGUCGAUGAAAUACCCCGUCCACAAACCCUCCUCAUCCUCCAAUACUGCAACUUCCCCCGCCGGCUAACACUCUCCUCCAAAUUCUACUACUACUCAUUCCAAUUCCUGCACGCCGGUCCGGAGUGGCAACACUCCCAAGCAACCUACUACCAAGGACACCAAACCCUCAAACCCACCAAUCUUCGCAAUGGAGAUGGAGGCUUCCGUCCGUUACGCUUCCUCGAGAGGGGCGUGCUAAGUAACGCAGGAUGGCAUUGCAGCAGCUGUUUUCCGACUACAGAUCAAUUUCUCAACAAGAUGGCGAGCUUUUCUCAUCGGUGGAUGAAUCGUGAAGAAUAUAGAGAUAAAGAUAAGAUCACUGCUGCAGUUAGAGAAGGCAAAGACCUCUGGGGCAGGGAACAGGAUCAGUUUGUGAGGAUUGAGAAUAACAAAGACAUGCCGCCACUGGUUCUUAGGCAGCCAAAGCGGUUCGGCUACAUGAUUAGUCGGGAUGGGCUGUCAGCAGGCUUCGUAGACUACAGCGGAAAUUAA